UGUACACACGGCGGCGACAGGAGCUCCUGGAUCGGCAGGGACGGCCGCUGUCCACCGCUAUCCUCCGUGUCUGUGUGUGCGAGGAGAAAGGGACGCUGACGGAGAGCAGAGGAAAAACAUCUGCGGAUUCACCUCCUCACAGGAAACGUCCCGCUGGAAACCUCCGAUGGAUUAAUCUGAUUUGUCUGCGACAGUAGAGGAUGGGCUGUGUCCAAUGUAAGGAUAAGGAAGCAGCAAAACUCACUGAUGACCGGGAGACCAGCCUUUCGCACAACUCAGGCUUCCGCUAUGGGUCCGACCCCACGCCACAGCACUACCCCAGCUUCGGGAUCACCACCAUUCCCAACUACAACAACUUCCACGGCGCCGCCACGCAGGGAGUGACUGUGUUCGGAGGCGUCCACACGUCCUCGCAGUCCGGCACGCUUCGGUCGGGAGGAACAGGGGUGACUCUGUUUGUGGCUCUAUACGACUAUGAGGCCAGGACGGAGGAUGACCUCAGCUUCAGAAAGGGAGAGAGGUUUCAGAUCCUCAACAGCACUGAGGGAGACUGGUGGGAGGCUCGUUCCCUCACUACAGGUGGAACUGGAUACAUUCCCAGCAACUACGUAGCUCCUGUGGACUCGAUCCAAGCCGAAGACUGGUACUUUGGUAAAUUAGGUCGAAAGGAUGCAGAGAGGCAACUGCUCUCCAACGGCAACGCCAGAGGCACUUUCCUCAUCCGGGAGAGUGAAACAACCAAAGGGGCCUACUCUCUCUCCAUCCAGGACUGGGAUGACAUCAAGGGAGAUCACGUCAAGCAUUAUAAGAUCCGCAAACUGGACAGUGGCGGCUACUACAUCACCACCAGAGCCCAGUUUGAGACGCUCCAGCAGCUGGUUCAGCACUACUCUGCCAGGGCCGCAGGGCUGUGCUGCCGGCUGAUCGUGCCAUGCCACAAAGGCAUGCCUCGUCUGACUGACCUGUCUGUGAAAACCAAAGACGUGUGGGAGAUCCCGCGGGAGUCGCUGCAGCUCAUUAAACGCCUCGGCAACGGCCAGUUCGGAGAAGUCUGGAUGGGUACGUGGAACGGCACCACCAAGGUGGCGGUGAAGACGCUGAAGCCCGGCACCAUGUCGCCCGAGUCCUUCCUGGAAGAAGCUCAGAUCAUGAAGAAGCUCCGACACGAUAAGCUGGUGCAGCUUUACGCGGUGGUGUCAGAGGAACCCAUCUACAUCGUCACUGAGUACAUGAGCAAAGGGAGUUUGCUUGAUUUUCUCAAGGACGGAGAAGGCAGAGGCCUCAAACUGCCGAAUCUGGUGGACAUGGCAGCUCAGGUGGCAGCAGGGAUGGCGUAUAUCGAGAGGAUGAACUACAUCCACAGGGACCUGCGUUCUGCCAACAUCCUCGUCGGUGACAGCCUCGUGUGCAAGAUUGCUGACUUCGGUCUGGCCAGGCUCAUUGAGGACAAUGAAUACACAGCCAGACAAGGUGCAAAGUUCCCCAUAAAGUGGACGGCUCCCGAGGCUGCGCUCUACGGGAAAUUCACCAUCAAGUCAGACGUGUGGUCGUUCGGCAUCCUGCUGACAGAGCUGGUGACCAAGGGCAGAGUGCCCUAUCCAGGCAUGAACAACCGCGAGGUGCUGGAGCAGGUGGAGCGAGGCUACCGGAUGCCGUGUCCACAGGACUGCCCCACGUCCCUGCACGAGCUGAUGGUGCAGUGCUGGAAGAAGGACCCGGAGGAGAGGCCUACGUUCGAGUACCUGCAAGCCUUUUUGGAGGACUACUUCACUGCCACUGAGCCUCAAUACCAGCCCGGGGAUAACCUCUGAGCGACCGCCGCCCCUCAUCUCAUGUAAUUCCACUGGCUUCCCACCAGAGGAGGCCAGACGCCACACAUUCUCUCUCUCUCUCUCUCUCUCUCUCUCUCUCUCUCUCUCGCUCUCAUCCCGUGGCUCUGAUCUCAAAAGCUCAUCGACUUUGACUUCUUGACUUCCAGGCUUCACACGAAACAGGGACGGAGCAGCAAACUGGCUAUCAAAUCAGAGGAUGUUUGGAAGGUGGGAGGGGACGCGGAGAUAAAAAAAAUGUAGAAAAUGACUGCCAUGGGUGAACGACAUGAGUUGUGUAACUAGUGUAAAUAUAAAUUGCUUGUUUACUUCUCUCUUUUUUUUGGUUCAUUUUAUAUUGCUUUUGAUAAUUUGGAAAACGUGUGGACUCUUUUUUUUUUUUUUUUUUUUUUUUUUAAAAUCCGAGGUUACAGUGGUUUCAGAUUUAGAGAAAGGCUCACAGUUGGUUCCAGAUCUCGACAUUAUAACCGUUGGAAUGAUAAAAAUCGUGGACUUGAAGUAUCUCUGAAAUUUUUUUCCGGGAGUCCGCUGACCUUUUUUACAAGGUUAAUAUACUUCUCUCCUCCUCUUCUCAAGGAAACUUAGAUGUACUAUAACACCUGUUCUUGCCUUUUCAUGUUUAGUAAUAUUCUUAUAUUGUAAGGGAAUGCCUUCAUGCUUUAUACACACUAACUUAAUGCAUCAUGGACUCUUCCGCCCCAAACCCCAGCUGUAUGGCAUAUAAGUGCAUUCAUUGCAUUUCAGCUUCCGCCAAUGAUUUUUAGAUCGGCUUAACGUAACUUUUAGUUCAGCUUUGUGCAGCUGAGAGGAGGGUUGACGUCCUCUCCGGCUGCAGCCAUUGUUCAGCUGACUGCUUAGUAUAAUGAUAAUAUUUUAAACUGUAUGUUGCAUUAAUGUAUGGCAGCAGGCUGUGUAAGAAUUCUACAUUGUCUUUUUGCUUCCGCGGCCAAACAAACAAACAAACUGCCGUGUCAUGAUGAGAAUGAAGGAUGUGUACCAGUGUUUGUCCAUCCAUAAUGUGUAUUUGGAAAUAGCAUACCGAGACCAAAUAUCUUUUUAUUUCAUUUUGCUUUUUCCUCAACGUUUCGGCCAGUCUUUUGUGUUGUUGCAUAAUUGAGUGAUUUUUACCACAACAUUAUCCUUUCGUACCUUUUCUCUUUCUGGGUGCACACAUCAUCCCUGUGUGUAUUUAUGUUGCUUUCUAUGGGUAGAAAAGUGAUGCAAAAACGUAUUUUUGCAUCACUUUUUGUACCCUAAUUUAGUAGAUUUACAGAAAGUUUUCGGUCUCUUGCAUUAUUUAUUGUCUCUGUCUGUUACUCGUACACGACUGGUUUUGAAAUAAACAAUCUUGCCAUUA
Molecule: messenger RNA, 3186 nt
Organism: Acanthochromis polyacanthus (spiny chromis)
Lineage: Eukaryota; Metazoa; Chordata; Actinopteri; Pomacentridae
Gene: fyna
Product: FYN proto-oncogene, Src family tyrosine kinase a
Biological process (GO): protein phosphorylation; T cell receptor signaling pathway; cell surface receptor protein tyrosine kinase signaling pathway
Cellular component (GO): extrinsic component of cytoplasmic side of plasma membrane
Molecular function (GO): signaling receptor binding; non-membrane spanning protein tyrosine kinase activity; ATP binding
Source: RefSeq, a predicted model, not a curated record